This is a messenger RNA of Meloidogyne enterolobii, 730 nucleotides long. The record is from the annotation of a GenBank genome assembly. Lineage: Eukaryota; Metazoa; Nematoda; Chromadorea; Rhabditida; Meloidogynidae.
UAUGUUUAAAAUUAAAAAUAAAAAAUUUAAAUUCUUACAAAAAGAUGCUAAUAAUAAAAUUAAAGAAAAAAUUAAAAAAGAUGAAGAAAAUCCCCCACCAACAAUAGCCAGAAUCAACAGAGGACUUGGCCACAAUUUUUAUCAAGGAGAUAUAAUUCUCAACCUUAAACAAGCAGAAUUUUUAUUUUCAAAAUUUAAUGAUAUUCCAACGAUUAGCAGGAAUAAGCGACAAGCAAUUAAUUCUGUGACUUUUCCAACUUCUCUAUGGUUAAAUAGGACAGUUCCCUACACCUUUGGAAAUUCUAUUUCUGAGGAAAGGCGCACAAGGAUUCGACAAGCACUCAGUUUUUGGGCUGAUCAGACCUGUCUAAGUUUUCGUGAGGAAGAGCUUUUUCAAAGCAAUCAAUCAGAGACUAGAUUACAAUUUGGAAAAGGCAAUGGAUGUUCUAGCUAUGUUGGAAAACAAGAGGGGGAUCAAUAUGUCUCUAUUGGUGAAGAUUGUGAUCAAUUUGGCAUUAUUACUCACGAAGUUGCACAUGCUCUUGGAUUUUUUCAUGAGCAAUCACGUUGGGAUAGAGACCAGUUUGUUAGUGUUAGUCUUGAUAAUAUAAGACAUGGAUACGAGGAUCAGUUUGAUAAGGUGAAGGAAACUUUAUUAUUUUAUUCUAAGCAUUUCUACGUGUUGAUAGUCCACUUUGUAUAUUUGGAAGAAUUUAAUAAAGGCCGUUAA